Molecule: messenger RNA, 270 nt
Organism: Lithohypha guttulata
Lineage: Eukaryota; Fungi; Ascomycota; Eurotiomycetes; Chaetothyriales; Trichomeriaceae
Exons: 1
Coding region: 1-270 (89 amino acids)
Source: RefSeq, a predicted model, not a curated record
AUGGAGGAUGCGAACGAAGCAGACCUACCAGUGGCUAAAGCAUCAUUGGUCCUCAACGUGCUGAUCAAAUACAUUAAGCGAACGGUCGGAGUGCAUCCAGAUGUAUCAGCUGGAAAAAACAGAGUGGAAAAACAGACAGUCGUUCCAUCAGAGCUUCGCAGAUGUCACAGCUCAUGCUCUGAAGAGGCAGACUGCGAGCGCCCGUAUGCACAACAUGAGGACGGUGCUCAACUCGAGAACAUGCUCGCCGAAGAAGAGGUGACGCACUAA